Molecule: messenger RNA, 4669 nt
Organism: Myripristis murdjan (pinecone soldierfish)
Lineage: Eukaryota; Metazoa; Chordata; Actinopteri; Holocentriformes; Holocentridae
Gene: grm1b
Product: glutamate receptor, metabotropic 1b
Exons: 9
Coding region: 1-3462 (1153 amino acids)
Biological process (GO): G protein-coupled receptor signaling pathway
Cellular component (GO): membrane
Molecular function (GO): G protein-coupled receptor activity
Source: RefSeq, a predicted model, not a curated record
AUGUCGAAUAUGAUUUACCUGACUGCACUAAGCAUUUUAUACGUCUCCGUUUUACUGGCUGCCUCACGUUUGGUGGCAAGAAUGGAUGGGGAUGUUAUAAUCGGUGCCCUCUUCUCUGUUCACCACCAGCCCUCAGCAGAAAAGGUGGCAGAGAGGAAAUGUGGCGAGGUCCGGGAACAGUAUGGUAUCCAAAGAGUGGAGGCCAUGUUCCACGCCUUGGAUCGGAUUAACUCAGACCCAAACCUGUUACCCAACAUCACCCUGGGCUGUGAGAUCAGGGACUCGUGCUGGCACUCCUCAGUGGCUCUGGAGCAGAGCAUUGAGUUCAUUAGAGACUCUCUCAUCUCCAUCCGGGAUGACAAGGACGGCUCCAGGUGGUGCAUCGAAGGCGGCCCUGCCAGUCAGCCGCCACCAACCAAGAAGCCCAUUGCAGGAGUCAUUGGGCCUGGUUCGAGCUCAGUUGCAAUCCAAGUCCAAAACCUCCUGCAGCUGUUUAACAUCCCGCAGAUUGCCUAUUCUGCAACCAGUAUUGACCUCAGUGACAAAACACUAUUCAAGUACUUCCUUAGGGUUGUGCCCUCAGACACUCUCCAAGCCAGGGCCCUCCUGGACAUUGUCAAGCGGUACAACUGGACCUAUGUGUCAGCAGUGCACACAGAGGGUAACUAUGGGGAGAGUGGGAUGGAAGUCUUUAAAGAGCUCGCCUCUCAAGAAGGGCUGUGCAUCGCCCAUUCUGACAAGAUCUACAGCAACGCCGGGGAGAAGCACUUCGACAGGCUGCUGAGGAAGCUGCGGGAACGUCUGCCUAAAGCCCGAGUUGUUGUCUGCUUCUGUGAAGGCAUGACAGUCCGAGGUCUGCUCAUGGCCAUGAGACGUCUCGGCGUGGCUGGGGAGUUCCUCCUAAUUGGCAGCGACGGCUGGGCAGACAGAGAUGAGGUGGUGGAAGGGUACGAACAGGAGGCUGUGGGCGGCAUCACUGUGAAACUGCAGUCUGAAGAGGUCACCUCCUUCGACAACUACUUCCUGAAGCUCAAGCUCAGCACCAACACCCGCAACCCGUGGUUCCCCGAGUUCUGGCAGUACCGGUUUCAGUGCCGCCUCCCCGGACACCCACAAGAGAACAUGAAUUAUGCAAGGAACUGCUCAGGUUAUGAAAGUCUGGAGGACAAUUACGUUCAAGAUAGCAAGAUGGGCUUCGUCAUCAACGCCAUUUAUGCCAUGGCCCAUGGGCUGCAUGACAUGCACACUCACCUCUGCCCGGGUCACGUGGGGCUCUGUAAUGCCAUGGACCCUAUUGAUGGCAGCCGGUUGCUGGACUUCCUACUCAAGACCUCCUUUACUGGUGUCUCUGGAGAGGACAUAUGGUUCGACGAAAAUGGGGACUCACCUGGCAGGUAUGAAAUUAUGAACCUGCAGUACGUGCAGUCUGGCGUUUAUGACUACAUCAACGUUGGCUCUUGGCACGACGGCAUCCUCAGCAUCGAUGAUGACAUGAUACAGAUGAACCGCAGUGAGAUGGUUCGCUCUGUGUGCAGUGAGCCCUGCUCCAAGGGCGAAAUCAAGGUGAUCAGGAAGGGAGAGGUGAGCUGCUGCUGGAUCUGCACCGCCUGCAAGGACAAUGAAUAUGUCCUGGAUGAGUUCACGUGCAAGGCCUGUGAGCUUGGCUGGUGGCCUGACCAAGAAUUGGAAGGCUGUGAGCCGAUCCCCCUGCGGUACCUCGAGUGGAGCAAUCCAGAAUCCAUUGUCCAGGUGGUUUUCGCCUGCCUGGGCAUCCUGGUCACAUCAUUUGUUGCCCUCGUCUUUGUCUUGUACCGUGACACGCCUGUGGUCAAAUCCUCUAGCCGGGAACUCUGCUAUAUCAUCCUAGCAGGGAUCUUCCUUGGCUAUGUCUGUCCCUUCACCCUCAUUGCCCGUCCCUCUGUGGCUUCCUGCUAUCUCCAGAGGCUCCUUGUUGGACUUUCAGCCGCCAUGUGCUACUCUGCCCUGGUAACGAAAACCAACCGCAUCGCCCGCAUCCUGGCAGGCAGCAAGAAGAAGAUCUGCACGAGGAAGCCGAGGUUCAUGAGUGCUUGGGCUCAGGUGAUCAUCGCGUCCAUCCUGAUCAGUGUCCAACUCACCUUGGAGAUCACCCUCAUUAUCAUGGAGCCCCCUGAACCCAUAAAGUCCUACCCCAGCAUCAGAGAAGUCUUCCUGAUCUGCAACACCAGCAAUCUGGGUGUUGUGGCUCCACUUGGCUACAACGGUUUGCUCAUCAUGAGCUGCACCUACUACGCCUUCAAGACCCGCAAUGUUCCUGCAAAUUUCAACGAAGCAAAGUACAUCGCCUUCACCAUGUACACCACCUGUAUCAUCUGGCUAGCGUUUGUGCCCAUCUACUUCGGCAGCAACUACAAGAUCAUCACUACAUCCUUCUCGGUGAGCCUCAGUGUGACUGUAGCUUUGGGCUGUAUGUUCACGCCAAAGAUGUACAUUAUCAUUGCCAAGCCAGAGCGAAAUGUACGCAGUGCAUUCACCACCUCUGAUGUUGUGCGCAUGCAUGUCGGCGACGGAAAAAUUGCUUGCCGAAGCAACAGUCUGCUCAACAUGUUCAAAAGGAAGAAGAACACUGGAAAUGGCAGUUCUAAUGGAAAGUCUGUGUCAUGGUCUGAACCAGGUGCAAGACAUCCUCCAAAAGGGGAUCACAUGUGGCACAGACUGUCAGUGCAUGUGAAGAAACAGGAGACAGGUUCCAAUCAGAUGGCUGUCAUCAAACCCUUAACUAAUACCUACCAAAACACAGCCCUGGAAUUCACAGACCUCAGCACUAAGACUUUGUACAAUGUGACUGAGGAGGACGAGAGUGACCCUGUCAGAUACAACCCCCCUGCCACUCCCCCCAUGAUGGCCCACGGGCAAAUGCCUGCGCUUGGGCCGCUGAAAGACGUGGGUGAGGAGGUGGAGCUCUAUAACCCCGAGCAUUUGCAGGAAAAUAGCAUUAUCCCCCAACAGAUCAUCAUGGACCACUUAGAAGGGGGGGAGGUGGUCAGAUUCAACAGUGACAUCCCUGAGCUAAAUGAUAUGAUUAGCAUGCCUGAGGCCGUGAGCGGCGGCAUGCCCGUGUACCACCAGGCUCACCUCAUCCAGCAGCACCAAGUCCUGCCCAUGCAGCUUGACCCCUUCGACGAAGAGCCUCACUCCCCCUUGGAGGAGGAGGAGAUGGAGAACGAGCAGUUCGGCCUUCUCCAUGGGUACAUGUAUGACAACGCCCAGAUUCACGACGAGGAGGAGUUGGUUCAGGUCAAAUUAGCCAUGGAGGAAUCUCUGGCUCUGAUGCCCCCCUCCCCUUUCCGCGAUUGCACAGGCGCUGCAGUGAGCCCCUUCCCCAACUCGCCUGUGUCCGAGUCGAUUUUGUGCACCCCCCCGAAUGUGACGUACGCUGCUGUCAUUCUGAGAGACUACAAACAAAGCUCCUCAACUCUGUAACGGUGCACAGUAGAUAAUUAAGAGUUGUACCACAUUUUAUAGCUGAUAAUGACUUGUUGCUGUAUGUGAUGGGAGUAUAACGAGAAAGAGGAAGUCAUUUUUCACUCUAGAACUUGAUAGCUUUUACAGGAUAAGGAAGGAGCAAUGGUGCACCGUGUUUUAAAGUCUUAUAGAUAUUGUCCACUGUAGUGAACGAAUUUGCCCAUUACAAAAAAUAUUUCUAUUCUAACAUAAACUUUUAAGGUAAUAUAGACUUUGUGCUUAUUAGACAAACAAGUAAGAUUGUCUAUGUAUGUACAUGUAUGAACUAAUGUCAUAUAUAUAGCACAGAAGUAGUAUAUAGAAAAUGUAUUUGAUCAAUAUAGGUGAUGUAACAAGGACGGCAUCCUAAUGGUGUAUAGUUUGUUCGUAACAACAAACAGUCCACCUUGUCUUUUAAGUUACACAUUGUGAAUUGUAUGCUUUAUGAGAAAGACAAAGAACAGGAACAGUUUGAGGUGAGGGUGCAGUUUGCCUCAACAUUUUGAAUGACAAAGUCCCAUUUCAGGGCAAUUUAAAAGGUUGAAUUUUAAGCAAGACUGCCUGCUGGGAGAAAACAAAGCAAAAACGAUUACCUGUGAAUUUUCUGAGCUCUUGAUUGAUACAGUUUUGCUUGGCAAGCGCACUGACUGUAUCAUGAAUGUAAGUGGGAGGACAUGUUCAAGUGCCACAUAUUCCUUGCCAUUAAGAAUUUUUCCCUUUCUUUUGUACAUUUUUGUCAUUUUUAUGGUGUUUAAAUGCAAGUAAAAUUAGUUUCAGAUUUGUAUCUUUUAUAACCAGACAUCUGAAUUCAUAACUGUAUUGACCAUUGUUUAAGAUAACUAUGAAAUGACAUAUGUUUUGUGAAUGUAUGAAUUGUGUAUCAUAUUUUGGUAUUCAAAUGAUCUCUAGAUGCAUUACAGUAAUACAAAGAUUUCAUAUAGCUGUAUACGCUUAUAUUGUGUGUUUGGCUGUGUACACCAAUCAGUUUUCCUAAAUAUUAAGACCUUAAUAGCCUAUCAACUGUAUAAUGUGAUGAAGUGCUACUGUUACCAUUAGUAAUACUCUGAAUAAGCUAUCUGAUAGGCUGCAGCCUGACAUAUAUGAAUUAAGUCUGCCAUUUUAAACAACUAUUUACUGUAGAGCAUUUGAAAAACACUUGUUUGAUUGGAGUAAAUUAAAUAUUUUU